AAAACACUAACAAAAUAUUAAGAGACAUCACAAUCAUUUCAAAAAGUAAAAUGUUUCAACACAGGAUAAAAGGACUGUCAUUUUUUUUCGUAGGAUAACAGCAGUACACAAGUAUCAAAUCAUCUAUGAAAAAAGUGUAAAAUUGGAAAUUUUUAUAUACCAUUGGUUUGGUUAUGAAGCAUUUAGUCAAUAAAUAAUAUGAUCAACAAUGCGUUGCGUACAGCUCUGGUUGGCUUGGUUGCGUGAUUGGUUAGUAACAAAAUGUCUUCAGCAAACAACCAAGAAUCAAAUAAAGAUGAUAGCAAUGAACAAUAUAGAGUGGGUGCCGAUGAUAAGUACAAAAAAUGGACUAACAACAUUAGUAACACCAGUGGCGGAAACAAAUUUGCAAGGCGUGCUCGAUCGUUUAAAGAAGAUUUACUGGACAUUAUAUCUGCAAUGCGGUCGCCUAGUCAUAGCGGAAUCAGUUCCAGGAGCAUUUCUCCUAGAAAUGGAAUACCAAAACAAAGGCACGCUUCUUCGGGAAGCAGUCCUAAAAGAUCUCUCAACGAUAUUGAUUUUCAUGUUAGACAAAUUCAGGUAGCCUUAAAACAUUUUCUCGAUGUUGUUGCAAAAAACAAAUUAGAAAUGUUGCCUGGAAAUGGAACAGUAGUUUUAGAAACUGUUACUUCUAUUUGCGGAGUAUUUAAAUCCUAUGAUAUUAAUGAACAAAGUUCUCUGGUAGUGUCGGCUUUGAAUCAAGUAUAUCAAAGUGUUGCACAACUUAUAAAACUCUGUGAUGAUGUUCUAUUAUCUGGAGAGAAAGCAAUCGACACUAGCAAUGUAUCGGAUACAUUACACUUGGUCGACUUGGCUAUUCAGAAUUUAGUGUCCUUAACAAACAAGAAAAUAGGUCAAGGUACCAUAAAAAGUGUUUACAAAGAUGAAGACUCUCUUAAACUACCUGAUGAAUUAAAACAAAGAGUUUCACUUCCUGAUAUUCCAUUAACACUGAGAGAAAGAGAAAUAUUGGAACAAACCAGCAACCACUCGUUUGACACUCUUGAUAGUGUUUCUCAUUCUAAACCCCCUUUACCUGAUAGAACAUGGGAACAAAAUGACAAUAAAAAUAAUUCUCCCCCGCCUUUACCUCCAAAACGUCGUACUGGUAAAAAUGUCGCUAAGUUUUAUCCGUAUAAAGUAUCUUUAGAACCAUUAAGUUUAUCUGAUAGUUCUUCAUCAAUUGGUUCAUUGGAUUCAAUUUUAAAUGACGAUGAAGUUAACAUUGUUAUGUCUCAUGACGAUAGUUCAUUUUUAACAUGUGAUAUAAAUCAUGUUUGUGGUUAUUGUAACUGUUCUUCAAGUUCCGCUUCGGUAGAUCAAGGCAACGAAAAAAGAAUAUCUCCAUUUUCAGAGUACCCACCACAACACACUUUAUUGGAAAAGAAAACUGCAUAUUUUCAACAAACUUCUAGUCAAGCAUGGACGAAACAAUCAAAAUCUAUGUCAGUACAGCAAAUUGAUAAUCAAAAAGUGGUAUUAAAUGAUAUCAAUCAAUCAAUGAAAAAUGAAAUUCCACCGCCAGUACCCGAAAAAAAACGUUCAGUACGGCUCAAAGUAACACAUGAAAAUUUAUCAAUGGAUGAAAUGGCUACACAAUACAACUUCCAUAGGAAUAACAGCCAUUGUAGUAUUCAAGCUUUGACACACACUGCGUCACUUGACAAUCCAGUUGCCGAUGCUUCUAAUCCACCACCUUUACCAUUGAAAAAAAAACACAUGUUUCAUUCGGUGGCUUAUUCUGUUAUGGCGUAUAUGGAAAUGUUUGGAAAUUGUUCUCAUGGAAACACAACAGAAUUUUUACGCCAUUCAGUCCAUACAUAUACGAUGCUUCAUCAGACUAAUUGGCAUUCACCUCAAAAAUACCAAAGUGAAGUUCAAAGUUAUAGUGUUGAAAAUUCGUGUCAACAAUAUUAUAUUACUAAUGAUUCUAAUCCUCCAGCGUUGCCUCCCAAACGAGGAAAAAUAGUGUCUCCUUAUAAAGAGUUAACGCCUUCAAAAUCUCCAAACAAAGUGUAUGUAACUGAUGUUAACGCGACCCCAAAUACGGCUCAUUGCUUAGAAACUCAGGAAAUGGCAUCAAGUGGUUCUGAAUCCAAUCAAGUUAAUAUCGAUGAAACCAACAUAAUGGAAGAACUUAAUGUUUCUAGUUGGCUAUUGUUUAAAAAGCCUGAAGAAGAUGGGCCUCUAGUUCGCGGCGGUCAUUCUGAUGCGCUAGUCGUCCUUGCUACAAAUGUGGUGAAAAAUGAUUUUUUGUAUCAAGAAGCAUUUUUAACAACAUAUAGAACAUUUUUAUCGCCUUUGGAGCUCAUACACAAACUUUGCACGCGACAUCAAAGAUUCCAAAAUUCAGGGGAUCUAAAUAAACAUCGGGCCGGCCGAGAGUCUUUUUCACUAUUGGUGAGAGUUGUUAGCGACUUAACAUUAACUGAUUUGGAUGAAAAAGUGUUACAAGUUCUUAUGGAUUUUGUAUAUCAAUUAGUACGUGCAGGUGAUUUAACCAUGGCCAAAGCUCUCAGGGUUAAACUUUUAGAAAGAUAUCAAGCAAAAUUGAUGCAUAAUACAACAGUUAACACUCUUUUGCCUUCACAAAAUGUUUAUACUCGUCAAGCAACAUUAUUAGAUUAUAAAACUGAACUUAUCGCAGAACAAAUGACAAUGUUGGACUCUGAACUGUUUAUGAAAAUCGAGAUUCCCGAAGUAUUAAUAUGGGUAAAAGAGCAAAAUGAAGAGCGCAGUCCUAAUCUUACUGAGUUCACUGAACAUUUCAACAAAAUGUCUUACUGGGCGAGAUCACGUAUUUUAGAACAAAGUGAAGCUAAAGAUCGUGAACGCUAUGUUUUAAAGUUCAUAAAAAUAAUGAGAAGCUUACGUAAAAUGAAUAAUUUUAAUUCAUACCUAGCACUAUUAUCCGCGUUGGAUAGUGCUCCGAUUAGACGACUUGAAUGGCAAAAGUACAUAACCGAAGGGUUAAAAGAGUAUUGUGCAUUGAUUGAUAGUUCAUCUAGUUUUAGAGCUUAUAGACAAGCUUUGGCUGAAACAAAUCCUCCUUGCAUUCCAUACAUAGGACUUGUUUUACAAGAUUUAACAUUUGUGCACAUUGGUAACAAUGAUUAUUUAUCAGAAAAUAUUAUAAAUUUUUCUAAAAGAUGGCAACAAUUUAACAUAGUAGAAAAUAUGAAACGAUUUAAAAAAAUGGGCUACAAUUUCAAAAAACAUGAUCACAUCAUUGCGUUCUUUAACAACUUUGAUGAAUUUCUCUGUGAAGAAGCUAUGUGGCAAAUCAGUGAAAGCAUCAAACCAAGAGGAAGCAAAAAGACUACAUAAAGUGGUUAAUAUUUUUUUUCAUUUUAAUCACAAGUUAUUAUUUAAUUUUAUAUGCAGUGUGUUUAGUCUAGUCAUUUUAAGUAUGACUAAUGAUUAAAGAAUACGUAUGUUAAGCUUACUUAAAUGUCUCUAAUGUUAUAGAAUAUCUAGUCAUUUGAAAAAAAAUUACUCAUUAUAAUAUUCUCUUCUUUCAUCUUUAAAACUUAUAUUUUUUACCUUUUUUAUUUUUUUCUUAUAUUUUGUUAAUGAUUUGUUGUUUUAAAACUAGUUAUUUUAAUUCAUUUUUUUUUUUAAGUUUUUACUAUAGAUAAUUUUAUAACAAAAUCAUGUAUACUUAACCAAUCUUAUUUAUAAAAGGUGGCUCUAAUUUAUAAAAUAACUUUUUUUAAUUAUUAAUGUAAACUAUUACUAAUUGAGCGAACAAUUUUAAGUUCCUAUUUUACUUAAUUUUCUAAAAAACUUUUAUCAUUAUUUAUUCUUGUCAAUUUAAAGUGCAAAGUUUAAAUUAAACUUUUAUUUUUUUAGUUUUUAUAGACAUUAACAACUAUCUAUAAACAUCUGUCUAAAAAUGACAUGAUAAAUAGAAAAAUGACAUAUUAAGUAUUUCAAAAUAAAAAUAUUUGUACAACAUAGGUGUAAAUACACAUUUGAAUUAUGUAAUUAUAUAUUAAUAUCAAUAUAGUAGUAACUAUUUUAAUGUUAUUACAAAUAACAAAAAUGAAAUUUACAAAAUUUCAUUAAUAUUAAACUUGAGAUUAGGGUUAGCGUUGGCGCUAAAUUGUUAGAGUCUUCAUUUUUAAAUAAGCCAUUAUCAUUUAUUUAAAUUUAACUUUACUAUUUAUCUAACUUAUUAUUGUAAAAUAUUUAUUUAUAAAACAAACUAGGCAGAUAUAACUUUGUAGCUAAUUAUUUUUUUAUUUUACUUAAGAAAUGCAUAUCUAGGAAAUC
Messenger RNA from Adelges cooleyi (spruce gall adelgid), 4314 nucleotides. It is a transcript of the gene C3G, whose product is annotated as guanine nucleotide-releasing factor 2. The record is from RefSeq and is a predicted model, not a curated record. Gene Ontology annotation, biological process: positive regulation of GTPase activity; Ras protein signal transduction. The transcript has 18 exons. Gene Ontology annotation, molecular function: guanyl-nucleotide exchange factor activity. Bases 262 to 3366 code for a protein of 1034 amino acids. NCBI's taxonomy places the organism in Eukaryota, Metazoa, Arthropoda, Insecta, Hemiptera, Adelgidae. Gene Ontology annotation, cellular component: plasma membrane.